UCUCGCUUCCCGAGACAGUUUUCGUUUUCAACCCAACCCCCCCUGCUUAUCGGAACGACGUCGUCGCGAUCCCCGAUCCGAUCUUAUCCGGUGAGAAAGUGAGUAUUUGGAGAUGGCAGAUAAUGAGGAGGGAGAGGAGAGUACUGGUCGUGGGAAUGGAUGGGAAGUUGUAUCGCUUACUGCAUCAGCAUAUGCUGCUGCUCCGGGUCCGCAGGAAGUGGAUCUGAGGAAUGAUGAUGAUAGUGGAGGUUAUGGAGAGCUAGCUGAGACUUCUCAUGCUUUGUUCAUGUCUGGUCACUUUGUAUUUCCACCCAAUCAGCAUGAGAAUUUGCCUCUGGAGCUUGAGAGCAGUGAAGUUGAUGAAGAAAAGGUGCAGAAGGAAAUAGUAGAUGAGAUCAGUAUUGAGGAAGGGGGUAGGUCUAGGGGAAAGGAGGAAGAAAAUUUGAGCUUGAAAGGGUUGGAUGUUUCGGAUGAGUUUGCAGGAAUUCAGUUUUUAAAUGAGAAGGACACUAGACUGCCCAUUGGGAGUAAAGAGUUUGGAGAAGGCACUGGCUUGGAAGGGUUGAAUUUUGAUGAUGACGAGCAGGAUGUUUAUGGCGACAGCGUUCUUCGUGGUUCUUCCACAUACGGCGAGAACACAGAUAUCUGUGGAAUCACAGAAUCUUUAGAGGAAGAUUUGGAUCUCUCUGGGGACAUCUCUCAAUCCCCAAGGCCGAAAGAUGAGAAGUUUGGUGGUUCUGACCUCCCAUGUGGAGCUUGGUGGAAACGAAGAGCAUCUUCCCUGUAUUCUCAUGCAAAGGAAGCAAAUGCAUACUGGUCUAUUUUUGUAGCAGCAGCUGUUAUGGGCCUUGUGAUGCUUGGGCAACGGUGGCAUAACGAAAGUUGGCAGGUACUACAACAGAAGUGGCUAUCCAGUGUUGAUCAGAAAGCAGGAAGGAUUUUAGGUCCAAUAUCUCGACUUAAAGAUGUAAUAGUUGGCGGCCAGCGCCGUGGAUCCUUUGUUGGAGGUGCCUCAAGUGAACUUUAAGAUGAUGACGAAAAAUACCAGAGUUGGUUGCUACCAAUUGGUGUGGAUCUAUAGCCUAUAGGUACUGCGUCAAAUAUAUAAUUCUUAUGGAAAGCAACUUUGUCUACAUGCUAGUGGUUAGAUACUGCUGUCAUUGCUUAUUGCCUUGUACAGAAUUCAGGAAUUUAAACUUCAUAUUACUUGUUUGUUACUGGUUAAAAGUUGUGUUUGAUGAUCACUAUCUAUUUUUUUAUUAGAAUUUAAUGUUGUGGAAUUUUCUAAAAUUUGUAAAUGGGGUCAAGAUUAUAAUU
This is a messenger RNA of Argentina anserina (silverweed cinquefoil), 1317 nucleotides long. Its product is annotated as ATG8-interacting protein 1. NCBI's taxonomy places the organism in Eukaryota, Viridiplantae, Streptophyta, Magnoliopsida, Rosales, Rosaceae. Gene Ontology annotation, cellular component: intracellular membrane-bounded organelle. The record is from RefSeq and is a predicted model, not a curated record. The transcript has 3 exons. Bases 113 to 1027 code for a protein of 304 amino acids.